CAGUCACUAUUCAGCGAGCAAAUCGGCAAGGCAUCUGAGAGCUACUUUAAGCGUUUUCUCUGCUGCAGCGCAUCCAUAUCCUCAUAAAUCAUACUUCAUUUAGUCAACUUAGCAAAUAAAACUUCUUAUCAAGGAAAAAAUGGUGGUUUCUGAGCCUGAGGCAAAGACGAAUCUUCCGUGGGUAGAAAAAUAUAGGCCUAAAURUCUAGAUGACUUGAUAUCGCACAAAGAAAUCAUUACUACAAUCCAGAGAUUCAUAUCAGAGGAUCGUCUUCCUCAUCUUUUGCUGUAUGGACCUCCUGGAACUGGAAAGACAUCAACUAUACUUGCUGUUGCCAARCAACUAUACCCUGAUAAGUCAUUUGGUUCUAUGGUAUUAGAGUUAAAUGCAUCUGAUGAUAGAGGAAUAGGAAUUGUUAGAGGAGCCAUUCUCAAUUUUGCCAGCACAAGAACAAUAUUUAAAUCUGGUUUUAAACUGGUCAUUCUUGAUGAAGCAGAUGCAAUGACAGAUGACGCUCAGAAUGCUCUUAGACGAGUUAUGGAGAAGUUCACAGAAAACACACGGUUUUGUUUGAUAUGCAACUAUUUGACAAAAAUCAUCCCAGCUCUGCAGUCUAGAUGUACAAGGUUUAGAUUUGGACCACUAACAGCAGAUCAGAUGAUGUCUAGAGUAGAACAUGUCAUUGAUUCUGAGCAAGUAACAGUGACAGAUGAUGGCAGGCAAAGUCUUUUACGGUUAGCAAAAGGUGAUAUGAGAAGAGCUUUGAAUAUAUUACAGAGCACAUCUUUGGCAUUUGAUGAAGUGAAUGAAACCAAUGUCUAUCUCUGYACUGGACAACCAUUGAGAUCAGACAUAUCAAGGAUUGUAGAGUUGAUGUUAAAUGAAGACUUCAGUACGGCAUAUAAUGAAAUAAUGAGACUUAAGACAUUAAAAGGACUUGCAUUACAAGACAUUCUCACUGACGUCCAUGUGUAUGUACACAGAGUUUUUAUUAUCAGUGUCGUCAUGUUGUUAGAAACACUGUUUUUGCGUGUUCAUAGGUACAGACUUGCAUCAGGAACAUCAGAAAAGAUUCAGCUUGGUUCACUGAUUUCAGCCUUCCAAGUGACACGUGACAUGGUCAGUGCAAGCAGCUGAAUAUUGCUUUACAGCAAAGACACAUUAAUAUUUGGUAGAAAAAAUACAUAUAGGUGUAUAAUAAAGCCCUGGCAUGGCUGGCAAACUUAAUGGAAAAAAAACUUUGUUGUUUUGUUUAAUAUAAUAUAACUGUGGCAUUUUUACUGCACAUCCCCAAAUAUUAGCUCAUUUUUUCGUUGAAUAUCUUUGCAAAUAAUUCCUUGUUUCCUCAAAUAUACACCCAUGCAUUGUAGAUUGGUAGAGAGACUUCAGCAAUCAUAGCUAAGAUAUGCAACAAUACUCUCAUUAGAAACUUGUCUUUCUUUGACGUUACCAAGAGCUUCUGCCAUAUUUACAGCCAAAAGGUGUUUACACUGAAAACACAACAACACCAAACAAUGUUCAAAUCGUACAUUGAAUAUAUAUAUCGAAAUUUAAAAAACAGAGUACUUUACAACUGCUAUCCUUCACAAGUCUGUAAGGUUUUUGUAGAAAUAAAAMUGAUCAUUGUUUUCUCGUU
Exaiptasia diaphana is the source of this 1637-nucleotide messenger RNA. RefSeq names its product replication factor C subunit 5. The coding region runs from base 140 to 1138 and encodes 332 amino acids. Gene Ontology annotation, molecular function: ATP binding; DNA clamp loader activity; ATP hydrolysis activity. The transcript has 10 exons. Gene Ontology annotation, biological process: DNA-templated DNA replication; DNA repair. Gene Ontology annotation, cellular component: DNA replication factor C complex; nucleus. The record is from RefSeq and is a predicted model, not a curated record. NCBI's taxonomy places the organism in Eukaryota, Metazoa, Cnidaria, Anthozoa, Actiniaria, Aiptasiidae.